Molecule: messenger RNA, 8001 nt
Organism: Doryrhamphus excisus (bluestripe pipefish)
Lineage: Eukaryota; Metazoa; Chordata; Actinopteri; Syngnathiformes; Syngnathidae
Gene: zbtb4
Product: zinc finger and BTB domain containing 4
Biological process (GO): regulation of gene expression
Cellular component (GO): nucleus
Source: RefSeq, a predicted model, not a curated record
CCGGAGUGGUGGUGUGAGAGAGAGGAGGCAAGUUGGGAGUGUGAGAAUCAUUCCUCCUGCCCUCUGUCUUCACACACUGCUGCCCGGUGUGUGUGUGUGCGUGUGCAUGUGUGUGUGUUGCUUGUCCCUGCACACACACACACACACACACACUCUCUCUCUCUCUCUCUCUCUCUCUUGCUUUCUCUCUCUCACUCAGAGAUGUACGCAUGCAGCGACCGAAGGGGGAGAGAGAGAGAGGGAGAGAGGGAGCUUGGGGGAGAGAACACAUCGCAGCAGAGAUGCAGCAGGAGGUUUUCCGAGCCCAGCAUCUGCUGCCAACGACUCAGCAUUCCUGGUUUCCAUGGAUGCCAGGCCAACUCCCCCCUUAAAUAUUUCGGGAGCUGGUCAUGGUGUCCGGGGAGAAGGUGCGGGACCCCAUCCACGCGGGCCUUAUUCAGUCUCGUCUGAGUGAAAAACACCUGGCUGUUGGGCUAGCGCCCCUCUGUGUCAUCACACACUGCCAAGCCGAGGACGCCGCUACCCAGCACUUGUCUUCCCCUCCGCUGACUCUCGUCACUGCAGACCCCCCUCACACUCCUGACUCAAAGCAGGCCAAACCAGACGCUCAGCCCGAGGAAGAGGAGCAGCAGGGGGAAGCUGAGCGGCUGGCGAUGAAGGGGAAAAGGCAUGGUGGCCGAGGAGACGCAAUGAUGGAGGAUAGACUAGAUAAUAUGGCUAAUGGACCUAAAAAUGCAAAAAUCACGCUAAGCUUCCCACUUAGCGCUGGCCCCCUCCCGGCCUCGCUGACGUCACCCAGCUACUGUCGUAAUGCAUCAUCAUCCUCUUCCCCACACAGACGGCGGCCUUCCUCUAAGAGCUCAGAUGAGGGGUCACUAUGGAAACUGGACUCCACCAUGGACGUAAAGCACAGACCUUUUAAGCCCUCGAGGCACGACAGCUCUCCGUCCUCCUCACCCUCCUCCUCUUCCUCUCCCAUGACAGUACAUGCACUUAUCAGGAAGGAUAUAAAAUCCCCGCCUCCCCUCAAGUGCUCCAAACUCUCUCCAGAGACCCCGCUUCACAAGUCAGUGCCGGGGUCCUGCAGCUCCUCUGUAGCGGGCUCCUAUGAUGGAGACAGAUGGGACGAGCACCACAAGACGGCCAACGGUACAGCCUCGCCCUCGCAAACGGCCCAGAUCCUUUUCAGUCUGGGUGCCUCGGCCUAUCAUAGAGGAGGCGGGGAAAGCGACAGGAAGGAGAAAACGGGGAGACCAGCUGGAAAGCUGGGAAGCCCUCACGGACCAAGCCCACACCCACCCACGCUGCACCUCCCGCCCCCGCUGCCUCCACCCCCUCCUCCUCCCUCGGAGGGUCUCACCGCACCCCCGCACUCAUCGUGCUACUCCCCCACCGACACCCUCAAGCCCGAGCUGAUUUGCGGGGUGUGCCAUCGGCUCUUCAGCUCAGCCUCCUCGCUCACUGUCCACAUGCGGUUGCAUCGUGGAAGCCGCGCCCUCAGCUGCCGUUUCUGUGGCAAGGUCUUCAUUCACAGCAAGAGACUGCAUUCCCACGAGGCCUCCUGCAGGGUCUCGGGCCUGCCCUCUCGACUGGGCCCGUCUGUCGCCGUGCAGCCAAAGGAGGAGCCGUUGGAGGAGGGCGAAGUGAGACUCGAGGAAGAAACAGACACCAGCAAGGUGAGGCCCGAGAAAAAAGCCCACAGCCUGCUGGCUCGAAUCCAAGGUGAUGAUGCGGCAGCCACAGAGCUUCUGGCCGCCGAUGAAAGCCAUUUUGUCAAGGUGGUGGACGGCAAUGUCAUCUACUUCUGCUCAGUUUGCGAGCGCUCCUACAUGACACUGUCCAGCCUCAAGCGACACUCCAACGUGCACUCGUGGCGCCGCAGGUACCCGUGCCAUUACUGCGACAAGGUCUUCGCUCUCGCCGAGUACCGCACCAAGCACGAGGUGUGGCACACCGGAGAGCGGCGCUACCAGUGCAUUUUCUGCUGGGAUGCCUUCGCUACCUACUACAAUCUGAAAACGCACCAAAAGACCAUUCACGGCAUCAAUCCCAGCCUCAUCUCCAGUGAAAAGACCGCCAAUGGUGGAUACAAGCAGAAGGCUAACGCCCUCAAGCUCUACCGGCUCCUCCCCAUGCGCUCACAGAAGAGACCCUAUAAGACUUACAGUGACACUUUGCAUAACAGCCUGCUUAUGACACCCACUGAAGGCCCUUCCCUGCCCCUCCCCAGCCUGGGCUGCGCUCCGGAGUCUGGAGACCUACAAGGCUUCAUCAGCGGGACCCAUCCUCAGAGCGUCAAGCCUGACCCAGAUGGUUUCCAAAUUGACUUCCCUGUCUCUAUGGCUGCUGAAAACAAGGAUCUUUCCACACUGCCACCCUUCCCCCAAGCAGACACACCCCAGCUUAAAAAACACAACAGCGAGACUCAAGACUCCGAGCAAGUCAAAGGCAGCUCCAAAACGUCUAGCAGCAGCAAAACCAAAAGUCACAAAGCGGCGAGAGGAACAGACUCAACAAGUAUGCCGUCUGUGAUCACGUAUUGCCACACCAAACCCUCCGUCAUAGUUCAUGGAACAGCCGUGUCAUCCUCCGUCAUCAUGCACAGCAACCAAGUCUCUCCUGGAACUGAAAAGGAUGAGUUCCCGGAAAGCAGCGUGAAUCCACCCUCGCACAAGUGCACCGCAAAGUCAGUCAAAAGGCAGCGAGACGGUACAGACGGCCAUAGAAAGAGGUCUAGAGAAAGUUCAGAUCCGGCGAGACGUAGACAGGAUGUGGACACAGACAAGUCAUCUUUCAAGUCCCGAAAGUCCCACAGCAAGAGUGACAACUCAAAGCAGCCCUCGCCAUCUACGGGGUCACAGGUCAGAGAGACGGGCCCACUCUGCCAGAUCACCGUACGUAUUGGCGAGGAGGCCAUAGUGAAGCGCAGCAUCUCGGAGACAGACCUUAGAAGAGACAAAAGCCACUCUCCCCCCAAAAACAAGCGAGGUGAGAUGACCUCAGUGCAUCACAAACACCACAUCCACCGCAGGGCCAGCCAGGGGGAGGAGGAGGAGGACGACUCAGGAGGAGAUUCCAAGGAGGAGGCUGUGGAGAACAUUGUCAAGUCCCAGGAGGAUGUGAGGGAGUACAACUUCCGGCAAAAAGUUCGUGAACAGGAGAGCGACCACGACAUGGAGGACAACUUGUGGCGGCCUUACUACUCCUACAAGCCCAAGAAAAAAACCCAGGCGCACUUGCAGAGGUUCAAGACCUGGCAGAGGAAGCUGAAGUUUAAGCGUGCUCUGCGGCUGAAGAGCAGAGCAGAGAGGCUGAAAAGGCGCGGGAGUACAGAAACAGAGAAGUCACAAGACGAGGAAGAGGGCAUAAAGCCGCCAGAGGUUGACACGUCAAAGAGUGAAAGCAAAGAAGAACAAGUGAAGGAGGAGGCCAUUCCUGAGCUUUCCAGUCCUUCUCUAUCCUCCUCAAAACCUCCACUUGCUUCUUCUGUGACUCCACCAGGACCUAAAAGGCGGCCGUGGACCAAUGGGAAUGCAGCAGAGUGCACUACUUGUGGCUGCUGGUUCUCCAGCUCCGGCAAGCGAGACCAACACGAGCUGAGUCAUCUUCUGGAGUUUGUGUGCCUCUUCUGCCGAGCCACUUUCCCCUCCAGAGACAAGCUGGAAGACCACCAGAGAAGCCAACAUCCCAAGCCCCCAGAUUUCUCCUCUGCCCUCCAUAAGGCGGCGAUGGACGAACAACAGGAAUGGGUUAAACCUGUGUCAGACUGUAAUGAGGAAAAGGUGGACCAAGUCGCCUUAGGUGCAAGUAGUUCCAGUCCCGCUCGUCUGAGCAGGCGGGCCUUAUCACGGCACACUUGUUCACAGUGUCACAAGGUGUGCAAGACGUCCUCCGCACUGGCUCGCCACAUCCGCCGCCACGAGUUGAGCAGUUCUCCGGAAAGGGAAAAAGAAGACAAUGUUUCAGAGCUGAAAACAACAACUGUAAGCAGAGAUCCGGUUCGUGAAAAAGGCCAAGUCGUCUCAGUUAUCAGCUAUUCCACAGCAGACCUCCCCAAUAACGGCGACUCGUCAGAAUCACCGCAGCAUGCCAACCAUCACAGUGAACCGAUGCCCCAACAUCAGACACCGGAAUCUACUGACAAGCCUGCACUGACCCAGUUUACACCCGCGGAACCCGAGAGAAAGCCCAGCCCAAAGAUUGCACCCCCGCCGGAGAGCCCGGUGAACUUGGCGCCCACUAAAAGCCACCUCUCCUCCCCCGCGACGCCCCCUACUCUGCAGAGUGUGCUGGUCAUGAACAGGCCUGAAUGUCUGGACUAUCGUACACCGAGCAAAAAGAAUCUAGACAGAACGGCGAGCCCUGCUCAUCACGCUACGGUGCCCGCCAGCACCUCCGCUCACGUGCCCGUGACGUCACAGACCAGAAUAACCACUGUUGCUCCCCCUGUUUCCAUGACAACUGUGAACAGCUCGGAUAGUGGAUUCAUGAAACGGGAUGGGGUCAUUAUGGACAGAGAGAGGCAGGCCGGGGGUGCUGUGUUUGUGCAUGCUGAUUACAAGGAACCCGCACUGGUCCAAAAUCUCAGAGUCCAGUCCCCGUCCCGCAGUCCGUCGCCCAAUGAAGCACAAGACCUCACUAUGUCCUCCAUACUGGCUCGAGAGAAGGAGCUAGAGAGACAACGAGAACGAAAAAGGGAACUAGAAAAACAGAGAGAAAGGGGGCGGGACAAAAACAUCGAGAGGGCCCAACACAUGAAUAGCCUUGUACAGACCUCCGAGGACCAAACGGCGCUGUUAGUCCCCAAAGAGGAGCCCUUGAGUCCUGUGCCGUCGCCCCAACACAUCCCAUCUCUGACCACUACGAAUGGACCCCCGUCACACAGACACACUCCAAAGUCUGCCACAGCAGCCGGACUCUCAGCUCUGGCCAACCAGCAGUCCACUUCACAAGGACUGGAACGCCUCAUGCUACCCAUCGGGGCUCCCAGUGCCGGGGACCGCCCUUCUGCUCACGCACUACUCCUCCCCCGGGCACAGAAACCACCUGAGCCCGAGCGCCAGGACACUUCCAGAGAUGCCCAGCAAGUGGAUCCCCCGCCAGUGUGCUACCCCGUUCAGGAUUAUCCCCUGCCUCUCAUUGUGCCAGACAGCUAUCACCUGGCCAAGAAGCAGGAAGACAACCUCCUCAUGCCCUCCUACCCUGCCGGAGCUCUUCCUUUCAGUCCUCUGGGAAAGGUCAUGGUGCCCAACGGUGCUGACUUAGCCAAGGUUCCAUUCUAUCCGGACCCGUACCAGCUCCUCUAUGGGUCCCAGCUUCUGGCCUACCCGUACAACAUGACAGCUCUUCCUGUGGCUCUCAACAUGAUGGCGCCCGGCGCGGACAAAGUGGAGCCGCUGCCCUUUCUCCCGGCCAUCUUUAACUACGCAGCUGGUGCGGGACCCUACAUGAGCGCCGCACCUCACCCGCUUGUGGCUAACCCCAGCCUCUACGGUGGCGUUGGCGGCAGCAGCGGCAAAAAGCAGCGAGACGGCGGCAGCAACAAACCAUAACAGCACCAUAAGGAUUUUGGACACGCCUGUAUGGGCUAGAAGCGAGCGGGGGUGCAUGAGCACGUUAUAGACCAGUGGUAGACACCCAAUAAGAGUAGAUGUGACAAUGAUGGGGAGGAGCUAAAAGCGCCAAGGGGAGGUCAGUGUUUUAUAUCAUCACUAACCCUCCCUCCUUCCGUCUUUGUUGUUUUGCCGUAACGUGUCGUAGAUCUAGAACUUGAUGAGUCAUCCUCUCCAACCUGCUCUAUUAUCUUAAAUAUAAGAAUAAGAACUGCUUACAGGGUGUGUUUUUCUGUGGGUGAAAAAACAAGCUUCUCUGUAUAAUCAAACCCACAACCAGGAGAAAUGCUUUUUUUUUUUUUGGGUGGGGAUGGGGGGGGUGCGUUGUCGCUCAUCACAGCAACUCCAAACGUGUUAGAUAUUUGAACAUGACCACAUCUGCAGAGAGCAUAGCUUGUACUGCAUAUGGAGGAAAGUUAUAUAUAUGUGUGUGUGUGUGUGUGUGUGUGUGCACUAUGACUAAUAUGAUAUGUGCAUGAGUGGCUUGGAUGAUUCUGCGUGAGAUGCACACAGCAUCCCUACUUUAGUCGAAAUAGCUCCUGUAGACUAUGGAAAGGAAUAUGUGGUCAAUAAGAAGCUUAGAUGCAACAGCGACAAAAGGUCAAUGUCUCGGCACACCGUCAUCACUUGGUGGCCGAUGACACUGUAGGAUCUGUACAGCAUUCACCAUAGUUUAUACCUUAUGUGCACACGAAUAGACAAGUAGUGGUCACUUAAAGGGGGCACUUGUAGCUGCUUUGGAUAUGUAGCUGGUCACUGGGUAAAGAAUUGCCGGCUGUUAACUUUUGCACUUCCCUUCAUCUCAUUUCCUUUAAGAGGAAAUAAAGAGUUAACUUGGAUCAUUUUUUUUUCCCCCUCUUGUGGAGUGGAAGUGGAAAUUGGCUCCAUUUCCUCAAGCAGGGCGAGGAAAGUGACAGCAAGGAAGGAAUUUAAAUGUAAAAAAAAAAAAAAAAUCAAAUGGAUUCAGGGUAUUGAGUUACAGUAUUUCUGGAUAAAGAAAAGGAAGCAGGAAAGACUUCUGAGUUGACAAUGAGCAGCCAAAGUGACGGCCGGACACCCCCCCCAGACGCCCCCCUGGGGGGGCUAUGUUGCUUAUGUUAUGUGUUAUCUCUUGUAUGUUCAACCACAUUGUUGUGAAGGCGGCUUCAAGGGGGCCUGAACCUAAAAAUAUGAAUGUAAAUUUUAGUCACGCGGUUAAUGAAGUACAGCUGCAUUAAUGCUAGACUUGGUUUCAGUUCUUUUUUUGUUUUGUUUGUUUUUUUUUCACUCCAAUAACCUAUUACAGAACAGUAUAACGUCUGGUAUGCAUAUAUCCAGUAGUCCUAGCAACAUGUCAAGUAAACUUGGGUUCUGUAUCCACAAAAGCAUGAGCGACACUUGCUUCCUAACUGUUUGUAUGCUCAAGCAAAUCUGGCACCACGCGCCACAGCUUUUCCUUUCCGUUCCGUGUCAAUCUUCCGUAUUUCUGUUUAGAUCGCCACCGUAGGCCCAACAGUCACUUUCAAGCGCUAUCGAGGCACGUUUUGGUUCCAAGCGAGGGUGCGAAAACACAGCGUGACCGACUGCAGGGGUGCACGAGCAUUACCCCCUGGGUGCAGUUACAAGCGUUUGCGUGUCUUUUUCGGGAGGACAGGGGUGAGCGAUGAAGCGAGUGACAAAAAACCAAAAGCAUCGUGUCCCUUGGCUCUCACAAAACGAGCCAUCUGUCUUUUUUUUUUUUUUUUUUUUUUUUGUAAGGUUGUGUCUAAAGAUUUAAAAAAAAAAGAAAGAAAAAGCCUUGUGGUCUCCAACGCAAUAUUUCAAUCCAUUCCUGUAGAUGGACAUACAUGUGUUUCUGGACCAUCGCGGUUGUCAUACAGACCAAAAGCAUGCCAUUUGACUCGUAUUGUCGUGACUGGACUGGAAAACAAUCUGUCUACUGUAAGUUUUAGUUCUAAUGAAUGUGCCUCUGCUUUGAUAUUUAAAUCCUUAUCUAAAGUUACUAUUGAGAUGUGGAUCUGCCAGAUUUCAGCUGUCAAGGUGCCUUGUCACGGGCAUAAGAAAUUAGAUUUGUAAAAUGAAGGUUGUUCUUCAGAUAUGAUUUUGGAGAUAGAUCUCAUGGCUUUGUUCGCUAUGAAGCUGUUCAUAGAUGUAGGGGUGUGGCUAAACUGUUUUGGUAUUGUGUAUCAUGUCUAGGAAAAUACUGUGCCAUAGAGAGCCCACAAAAUAUCUUCGUGUUAUUUUUCAAAAAAAAAAAAAAGAUGUUUUUAUGUUGCCUGAGGACUUUGUCUUUAGAUUUGAUACAAAGGCUUGUCGCCUCAGCUCUCCCAAAGUCUGUAGUCUCCUUUUCCAAUUCUCUCCCUGUUUCUGUCUCUUUGCUGCAAUCAAACAAAAUAAAGUAUUAACCUGA